CAACUUUCCCCCUUUCCCCUUCUACUCACUCCCCUUCCAACAUUCGGAGACUUUGAUGGGACUCUCCACCCCACCCGCAUCCAUUUGUGAUUGGGAGUUUGUGACAUCGUCUUUCCCGUUUGCCGCUCAUUUUAUGGACAGUGCUUUGUGCUUUGAACUUUCAUGUUUUCCUCUUUCGUUGCCUGAAGUGCCUGCACGGGAAUGUCUUCGAUCACGAAUUUACCAAAAGGCCGGCUGUGACGACGGUAAGCUUUUAGCUUUGGAUCGAACGCUGCAUUAUUCAGUUGAAGAGCCGAUUCGCCGUUUCGGUUGGUUUAUGGCCAGUUGAAGGGAUUCAGUCCUUUCCCUUUCGCAAUUAUGACUUGGGGCUUUGUAACGUGCGGCCCAAACGAAGCCUUAGUUAUCUCAGGAUGCUGCUACAAGAAGCCACAUUUAGUUGCUGGUGGCCGAGCAUUUGUAUGGCCUACCGUUCAUUGUGUUCAAAGAAUAUCCUUAAAUACUAUGACUCUCCAAGUUGAAAGUCCUACCGUUUAUACUAGUCAAGGAGUACCUAUCUCUGUUACAGGUGUUGCGCAGGUGAAAAUUCAAGGCCAAAAUGAAGAAUUGCUUCUUACAGCCUGCGAACAGUUUCUCGGUAAAACAGAAAAGGAAAUUCAGCACAUAGCCCUGUUGACCUUGGAAGGUCAUCAGCGAGCGAUCAUGGGCACUAUGACAGUUGAGGAGCUCUACAAAGACAGGAAAAAAUUUAGCAAACAAGUCUUUGAAGUUGCCUCAUCAGAUUUAGUCAACAUGGGAAUAACUGUCGUCUCUUAUACUUUGAAGGACAUCAGGGAUGAAGAUGGGUACUUGAAAAGUUUAGGGAUGGCAAGAACAGCUGAAGUCAAAAGAGAUGCCAGAAUUGGUGAAGCUGAAGCCAGAAAAGAUUCUCAAAUCAAAGAAGCUAUAGCUGAAGAAGAAAGGAUGGCCUCUCGAUUCCUGAAUGAUACCGAAAUUGCCAAAGCCCAGAGAGAUUUUGAGCUCAAAAAAGCUGCCUAUGAUGUCGAAGUUCAAACAAAGAAAGCUGAGGCUGAACUGGCGUAUGAACUGCAAGCUGCGAAAACAAAACAAAGGAUCAAAGAAGAACAAAUGCAGAUUAGUGUAGUAGAGCGAACGCAAGAGAUAGCAGUUCAGGACCAAGAAAUUCAGAGGAAAGAGAGGGAACUCGAAGCAACCAUUCGAAGGCCUGCUGAAGCGGAAAAAUACCGCCUUGAAAAGUUAGCUGAAGCCAAUCGUCACCGUGUUAUCCUAGAAGCUGAGGCAGAGGCAGAAAGUAUAAGGAUACGAGGAGAGUCAGAGGCGUAUGCCAUCGAAGCCAGAGCGAAAGCUGAAGCGGAACAAAUGAUGAAAAAAGCAGAAGCCUGGAAAGAAUACCGGGAAGCAGCCAUGGUUGACAUGAUUCUCGAGGCCUUACCCAAGGUGGCCGCGGAAGUUGCCGCUCCCCUUUCUCAAGCUAAGAAGGUAACAAUGGUCUCCAGUGGUAAUGGAGAAGUUGGAGCUGCCAAAUUAACAGGAGAAGUACUCACCAUUGUUGCCAAAGUCCCGGAGAUGGUGAAGCAUUUAACCGGAGUCGAUAUUAUGAAGUGUUUGAUGGAUUCUCCGAACAAAUUUUCCUUUGGAGACAAAGCUCAGCUCGCAAGUUAAAACAUCUUCACUGCAACCAGAACAUGCUCCAGGGAAGUAUUUGAAAACGACAUUUAGAAAUAAUAAGUCAAAGAAACAGGCUGGCUUUCGAUUUCGUUCGAGUUGGGUGAUUUUUUUUUUUUUAUAAAAAAAACUUUUAAUUGACAGGGGUCGAAGACUCUGGCUGGUUUCAAUUUGAUAUGAUUAGCUAUCAACUUACCAAGCAUAACCUUUGAGCUUCCAAAAUUAAGCUCUACAUUUACACAUUUUUCCAAGUGACUCAUCACAUAUUUAGCCCAAUAUUUAGCAUAUUUUAACUCAACAUCUUAUUUUUCCCCUCUCAUUUUCUUUUUGGAACUGAGUGCUUAUUGUUCCACUCAACUAAUUCGGGAUCUGAAGUAUGAAUACAAAUAAAAGGUCCAGGAUUCAAGCUUUUUUUUAUGAUUUAUUGCCUGACUAUAUUUUUAUCUUAUUUCAUUAAUUUUCAACCGGGGUUUUCAAAGUUAAAAAAGCUUCCUCAUACAUCAAAUCGUCUGCAGGAAAAGUAUGUUUACAGCAUAAUGAUCCACUGCUCCAGCAAAAGUGGAUCAACUCUUCCCUCCAGUUGCGUUGGGGCCUCCACCGUGUAAGGCUUUUUUCCAAUCAUAUUUCAAUCCAGAAGUAGUGGGCACAUUAUCUCAAGUUUGAAAUUAAAUUCCUAGAUCACGUAUCUGGAUACUUGAGUUGAUGCGCAAGAUUUCUUUAUUUUCAAACAUAAGAUGAAUACUUCCUAAAGUAUUAUUGCAGUAUUUAGCAAGAAACUGAAUGAGCCCCUGAUAUAUUUCUCAGAUGAAUUUACUUUUUCUUCCUAUUUUCCGUUUAAUGCCUUUUAAAACAUUUCUGAUAUUUUUUUUAAGUCUGUAUACGUUUUAUUCCAUCUUACCCACAAACCCCACUCUUGUGUUCAAAUCCUAGCAUGUCUAACGCACGAACAUAAAGUAGAGAUACACAAUUUGUCUUACUUCAUGAAACUUGACGGCCGAGUGUUCUGUAAUUGAAAAGGGGUUCUGAAGAAGGGCCUAAAAUGGUCUCAGUAUGUUUGUUGCUCCAAGCAGCGGCUAUGAGGUGAGAAGUAUUUCUCUCUGAAGAUGGUAGAAAAUGAUGGUCUCCAGGUAUCAAAAACCUGGAGAGAAAUGUGAAUGUAUAAGAAUGUGCGAGAUGGGUUCCUAUUGUUCAAUUAUUCUUCAUCUUGCAAGUUUUCACCACUAGCGGAACAUAGAAACUUCAACUUCACAAUGAUAUUUGAAAGUUUUGAGGUCCAUUUGAAGUUUUAAAAUAAGAGGCUAAUAUCGAUCUUUAUGCAUGGUAGUUACAAGGAAAAUUCAGGGAAAUUUCAUUAUUUUACUCAGGGAAAGCGGAUAAGUGAGCGAGGGUAUUCUUUAACCCCUGGAAUAAACAGUCGCCCCUAAAACCUGAGAAACUCAUGGUGCGAAAUCAUAAUGUAUCUUUCUCAUAAAAUCAAGUAGUCAGAAUUUAGCAGUCGGGUGGAGGAAAUGCAUUAAUUUAGUUCAUUUGUAUCAGACUGUUGUCUUGUUCAGCUCAGCAAUCUUUGUUGAAAUAGUUUUCCUCUAAUGUUCCUGUAGAAAAAUUAGUUUGGUUCAGAUUAGAUAGCCCAUGUAGUUCCACUUUCUUCUCACUCUCGUUUUUAAAACUAGUGUGUCUCUUCUUUUCUGGUCUGAGUGUGUGUAGAAUUGAAGGUUUGUUAGCAAGGUUCCUCAGUGUCUUUGAAAAACAGAUGAAUAUAAACUGUAUCUUUAAUGCAUUGAUGAUGAUGAUGAUUUACAGACUGACGCUUGUUUCGAGACAAAUAAUAGACUUGCAAACAGCACAACGGUGAAAGAUAACCCCAAAGAUUUGAAACUCAAAAAGUGAAUAUCUUUUACAAUGUUUUUUCUUUUAAAUUAGUCUAUUUGUACAAAUGUAUUGUUUUCGUUGUCGAAUUAUUCUUAAGAGAUAAGAAUGAAUUGUACGUAUUUUAUUUACGAAUACCCUCAAACUUCCGGGAGUACAACCGAAUAUUUUCGAGUUUGAGCCAAAUUUUAUUUUCAACUCUCAGAUUUCCGUUGAUUUAAAAUCAAUUUUUCGCUAAUUCUAUCGCUUUCUGUCUAUGUAAAUUCUUGCUUUGUAUGUAAAUAGGAAAGUAUUAACUUUUAUUAUUGUAAGGAAACCGCCUUAAAAUAAUUCUGUGUGUACAUUUUGCGAAAAAUCAAUGUUGUACAACAUUUCAUCUAGCUGUUCUACGUUAGGUUCUCCUUAAAUUUAAGGAAGUCAUUCUAUGAGCUUGUUUAAGCCUUAGUUCAAACUGUCAAGUUGCUUGUUCGGCAACUCAAAUGUUACCAGUACUGCUGUCCAAGGGGAAAACACUGUGACGCCACUCUAGAGUCUUUGAUUGUCUCUUGAGUCUCUUGAGCCUAAAUGCUCUAACACACAAUGACCAGUGACUAUUCAUCCUGUGUAUUCUCAGAAUAACCAUUUUAUACUACCCAGAACCAGUUCUGAAGUAAUGAAGCACGAAGAUAAUUGAGUAGCCUCUGAUUUAUGCAUUUGGUCGGAGGAAGGAAUGUAAAAUCUAGCAGUCAGUUAUGGAGUUUCUGCUUUGUACAGCAGAAUGGGUAAACAACUCAUUCAUCAGCUUUGUGCAAUCCAAUUUUGUUCAGGUCUAGGUAAUUGGAAAACUGCCACUUGUUUUUCAUUUCUAUUCUUCUCUUCUUUUUUAUCGUGUUCUUUUUACUUGUAAUGAAGUAAACUUGUUGUAACUUGAUUUUUGGAAAUCUUCAUCUUCUCAUGAAAGAGGAUUUGUGUUUCAAAUUGUCCAAUGCACUUCUCUUAUUGCACUUCAUUAAGUGGCAAUUCAUAGUAAUUUAUUUCUGAGUAGUUAGAUUUUUCAAUUUCCAUUGAAAAAAAAAUGAAUGAAGAUAUGUAACUAUUUAUCUUUUGAGAGAAAUCUAAUUAUUUUCUUGCUUCCUUUUGUAUUCAUAAAAUAGUAAAUUUAACCACUAUACCCAGUUUUCAGUGUCCUGGAAUCUAGACCUACUUCAUUUGUGUGCCAUUUUCACUUUUAUAGUGUUCUUUUGCCUGUCUUAUCUGAUAGCAAUAGACAUCAGUCAUAAGUUUUUGUUAUUUUGAAAAAAAUAAUAAGUAAAUCUGGCAAAUGGGUUAUAAUAUUCUAAA
This is a messenger RNA of Bemisia tabaci, 4869 nucleotides long. It is a transcript of the gene Flo1, whose product is annotated as flotillin-1. Lineage: Eukaryota; Metazoa; Arthropoda; Insecta; Hemiptera; Aleyrodidae. The record is from RefSeq and is a predicted model, not a curated record. Gene Ontology annotation, cellular component: cytoplasmic vesicle; flotillin complex; plasma membrane. Gene Ontology annotation, molecular function: protease binding. Gene Ontology annotation, biological process: regulation of receptor internalization; positive regulation of endocytosis; positive regulation of cell junction assembly.